UUUAGACAAAAGAUGGCCCUAAACCUUGCUGGAGAUGGGAUUAUUGACAACCUCUACCAUUAUCUAUGGGCGAAGGAUGCCCUUUUUAAUUCAGGCCCUUACAUUCUUCUGCCUGAUACGAUAAUUUAUAAGUACGGAGACCCUUCUUUCUGGUACUUCACUUCAAAAGACGGAACAAUUUUGAGGAAAUCCAAAAAGAACGUUAAAACCAAAGAGAUCGAGAAAUCUUUCCUCAGAGGAUGAAAAUAAAGGGGAGAUCGUGGCAGUUUUGUAUACAAACAAGUAAAUAGAAGUGUUAAGAACACUAAGAAGAAUAAUUCAUUUCAUGAGACUAUUCCAAGCAAAAAUUCAGACAAAACAGAUGAAGCUAGUGACAAGUCAGACUAUUAUAAUCACUCUGAUGGUUAUAAUGACAAUAGUUUUUAAUUAUAAUGGAGACUCUCAAGAAGAAGUCAAAGUCAGCCAAUGUUUUGAGUUUUUCGAUCGUGAAGAAUUUAAAGAGUUUUUGUAUAACAGGAAAAAUAUUGAAGGCGUCCUUCAAAAAUUUGUUUCACCUAAAGGAGAACAAAAAUCAACAUUAAGUAUUAUAUGGAGCAAUAAGCUGUGAUUCUUUGAAAGAAGAGCUAUUAAUUAUGAUGGAGAGAAAUACCAUUCCCAGAUUUUGCCUAUUAGGGGAACAACCCUCCCUCAUAGAAUGCAGAGUAUUGCUAAUAGCAUCAGAUAUCAUAUUUCUAAUAUCACCUUUGAAAAAAUGCAUAUUUCUAGAAUGGUACUCCAUUUCAGACUUGACAAAACUGACAAACUUUGGUUGCUAUACUGAUCCUCAUUAAGACUUGCUAACAAUGAAGAUUCAGAGGUAUCAUCAGUAUCAACAUUUAAAGGUAAUGAAGGAGGAUAUGAUGAUACAAAAAUGAAUGCUAUUCCCCUUCAAAUUACCUCAGAUUCUGACCCUAAAACUCGUAUUUUCAAAACAAAUCAUAAUUUCUCACAAAAAUUCCAAAAAUACGAAUAUGCAAAAUGCUUACACUGUGACACCGAGCAGGAGAGUAACAGUUUCUACAAGAUCAGCUACAAAUUAAUAACAAAAGGUCAUCUUGCUUCCAAGUCCAAAGAUAAGAAGUCUAAAGAGAAGAAAGAGCAUGAGAGUACUGAAGUAGACUUGCCUAAAAUUAUCAAGACUCUCCAUCCAGACUAUAAAGUCAACACUUGUCGAGAGCUUCUAGAUGACCUUGAUAUGGCAAAUAAGGAAACUUACAUAUGAGAGAAUUGUUACCUACAGGUUACUGAGUUCAUGCUCAAUCUUGAAAACGUCUUUUCUGACGAACAGAAACAAGAGGAUAGUACUAAUAAGAAGAAAAAGUCUGAAAUACAUACCUCUUUGAGCAGUGGCAGUGUAUCAAAAUCGAGCAACACUGAUAAGCCUCCUUUGAGGAAUACUAAACAAUCUUUAUUUAGAAUAAAGACAAAGAAGAAGCUCAAAGUUGCAAAGAAAUCUCAGAAAAUAGAUUUUAACUUGGGACAAAAUAAAAUAUCCGAGUCUCAGUCAUACUCUUCUGUGAGUAUAACUGAAAGUCCUAAAGAGAAGGAGAACAAGAUGUUUGGAAGCCUGAAAGCACGCCCACGAAGUAGUUCUCAAAGACCUCGAACAGAUCUUCAAUCUUCUGAGAGUUUACAUGAAUCUAACGGUGAAAAAGAAGAGCCAAAGCUACCUCCUAUAAGAUCUAGACACAAUCAAUCUUUUACUAGAGAUGGACGUAAAUAUUUUGACAGACGAGGUAGUGCAACUCCAAACUCACACUUUCGAAGUAGCUCACAGAAGAAGAUACAGGAAAAUCCUCCACAACCUAAGAGAAGAAUAAUUCAAAAAUAAGGAUGAUCGUGACCAAUCAAUGAUCAAUAAAUUGACUCAAAAUAACAACAAUUUUAAAGUGUUCCCAAAGAGAAUGACUAAAGAGCAGAAAGGAAAGAAGAAGAAAAAGACUCCAUUGGUGCAUAACCCUGCAUUUGGCAAACUCAAUUUUAUUCUGUCAAAGAAUAUUUAUGACCCUGUCGGAGAAAAUACAAAAUAAUCAUACUAAUAACACUCUCCACCAGCCAGAAGCUAGCCUAUCUCUAAUUAAAACUAUAAAACCUUACAUCCCCAUUUUAGCCUUAACCAAAAGGACUCGAACCUCUAAAAUCUCAUUUUUCCUACUUCAAGCUUCAAUCCUCAAAAAUCUCUUUUUGCUCUAUUAAAAUUCCUUCUUGAUCAACCCAGCAGAGGUUUCCAACUCCCAAGUUGGCACACAAACUUGAAGGGCUUUGAGAUUUUAAGAAAUGGGAAUUUGUAAGUAGGGUUUCUUGAGUGCAGUUACUCCAUAUUGUGACUAUAUCUGACUGAUAACAUAGUCAUAACUUGAUGCAUUUUUAUAUGAAGCACCUAUAGUUUUAAAUUAGAGUAAAUAAAUGAUUGACCGUAUCAAGCUGAUGUGAUUAUUUCGUCCUGAUUCAUUUAUAUACCAAGUAAACAGUCUAUUGUUUCUAACAAACUCUUCAAUUCUUAAUAAAUCAAAUUACAUGAAGAUUCUAAAUUAGCUAAUACUUAGAAUGAGGUGAAAUAUACACAUACAUUAACACAAUCAAACAAACUUUUCUGUAAUCUGAGUC
This is a messenger RNA of Moneuplotes crassus, 2646 nucleotides long. Lineage: Eukaryota; Ciliophora; Spirotrichea; Euplotida; Euplotidae. The record is from the annotation of a GenBank genome assembly.